Protopolystoma xenopodis is the source of this 342-nucleotide messenger RNA. Lineage: Eukaryota; Metazoa; Platyhelminthes; Monogenea; Polystomatidea; Polystomatidae. The record is from the annotation of a GenBank genome assembly.
AUGUGCUACGACGCAUAUAUUCGUCUUCUGACUUGUCUUGACAUACUACUCGAGGCCAGCAAUCUAGACCCGAAAGAAGCAUCUGAUUCUCUGCUUCUGCUACGGCGGCAACCUGUCCUGACGACAUCUAGUCCCAGCAUAGCUUAUGCCGCUGAGAGUUCAUUUGCUUCGCAAGCACACUCAGGCGAGCAGAAUUUAAUAGAUGACGAAGAACAGCGCGUGCAUUUAGCUAGGCAUACCUUGCGUGAUGUUCUAUGUGAUGUAAUCAUCAAGUCGGAAGACGUUAUCGCCCACUUCGAGGAGCAUCAGCCUGGUUUAUGCACUCUGAAUGUCGAUCAGUAA